This is a messenger RNA of Physcomitrium patens, 1727 nucleotides long. Lineage: Eukaryota; Viridiplantae; Streptophyta; Bryopsida; Funariales; Funariaceae. The record is from RefSeq and is a predicted model, not a curated record.
UUUGUUUUGUUUUGUUUUAUCGUCUCUGCCAGUUCCACGCCCCAUUCCAUUUCCCUCUAUCUGGCUGCCUGGCUCUCACAUCAGUCGCACAGGAUGUCUCGCCCACUCUAACACAGAACUCAUCUUCUUAUUUCUUCUUCUGAUUCUUCUUCUGUGUCCUCAUUCUUGCAUUGCGUUAUGCGUCUUGCCGCGAGCGUGUUGUGCGUUCAACUCCAUUGCCAUCUUUGCUAACCAAGAAUUUGGGUUGGGUUUCAAAUUGGGUAGAGAGUGAUGCAGUGGGUGAAGGUUUGAGAGAGUUGAGUAUUGUUCUAUUUUUGGUGGGGUUGUUUGUUCAGUAAGGAGAGGAGUUGAGGAGGAGGAGGAGGAAGGAGAGGAGGAGUUAGUGGGUUGGUGAAGAGGUUUCUGUGAUCGGGGGUUGAUGAAGCUGCGCCAUGCGAUGGUGUGCGCGAGCAACCAGAAUCGCAGCAUGGAGGCGCAUGCUCUGCUGCAGAGGCAGGGGCUGAAUGUUAGCUCCUACGGGACUGGGUCGCACGUGAAAUUGCCCGGGCCCUCGGCGAGGGAGCCGAAUGUGUAUUCGUUCGGGACGCCGUACCGGGUCAUGCUUGAGGACUUGAUGAAGAAAGAUCCGGAAUUGUACAAGCGAAAUGGUUUACUGCAAAUGUUGAAACGCAAUUUAGGCGUGAAAGAGGCACCCCAGCGGUGGCAAGACAACGCAGCAGACGGCACUUUCGAUGUUGUGUUCACCUUUGAAGAGAGAGUUUUUGACACGGUGAUCGACGAUCUUGAGAACAGAGAGACGAAUUUGAUGAAGUUAGCAUUAAUAAUCAACAUGGACGUGAAAGACAAUCACGACGAGGCUGCAAUUGGCGGCAAACUUGCGCUUGACCUGUGCCAAAGGGUAAGGACUCGGCCUCUACAUGGCUCAUGAAACGCAAGCUGGAACAAGCAGAUGCUUGGGAAGACGAAAUCGACGACAUCGUCUCUCGGUUUGAAAAGCAACAUAGGAGAAGGCUUAUGUACACAAUCCGCUUUUACUGAAGCCAUAAUAUGCAUUUCCAGGAGCUUCUCACAUGCUUGCAAUUCUUGACACACAUCUUGUAGGAGUUUGGGUGUUUAGUUACGCAGUACCAAAACCACGUCCAGCUCUCUUCAUCGGUUGAAAUCAACUCCUCUUUGGCAUAUAUUUAACUCUAUUGCUAAGCCACUUUACCUUAGAGAUAUGACAUAGCGACACUAACACGUGUGGGUCGUGUGAAUGCAUAUGAAGUAAAUGGCUACCCUAAUCGCAAAAACGAUCAAAGCGGCAAGUUUGUGUCGGAAGAUGAGGAGAUCUCUCCUUGAGGCUGAAGUAGUUAGUAUGAGCUGCUAAUUUGUUCGUCAAUGAUGGGAAGAAUCCUCUCCCUGGAGCUCUUUGUAGACUGGCUUUCUCUUUACAAGGUCUUAUUAACCCAGUUAGAGCAGACCAUAAGCAUUGUUUAGGGGGCUGAGUGGAUUUCUUGUGUUAAGCUUGGGCUAUUGAAUGCAAAACUGCCAACCCUGAGAUGGCUUGUGGUCUGUUUAGAAUCCUGAAGCGCAGGGUAGGUUCUUCGUGAGUGAGGAUGCCUUUCUAUGAUAGUUAAAUCAGUGUUUGAGAAGAACUGACUAAUUUCCCUCUAUUUUUACUUUUUUACUUUUUGAGUGAAUAGAUGUUUCUAUUCUACUUCGGUUAGAAUGAUUCUUUCAUUAUC